CACACACAGACACAAAGUCUGCAGAAAGAAUCAUGCUCUCUUGCACAGGCACUCUCAACAAUUUUGUGAUAGCAGAGAGCAGAAAAGGAAACUCAUACUCAGCAGUAGAAACAUCUCCACGCAGGAAGCCGCAUAAUGUUGUCGAUGUGAGAAAUUCAUUUCAGAAAAUCAGAGAUUUGUUGAAGAAAGAUGAGGUUGAGCUAUCAGUUUCCUCAUAUGACACUGCUUGGGUUGCGAUGGUACCUUCUCAGAAUGGCUCAAAGCAGCCUCUUUUCCCAGAUUGCCUCAACUGGAUUAUGGAGAAUCAGCUGCCUGAUGGUUCAUGGGCCUUUGAUCCUGCACAUCCCCUCCUUAUUAAAGACUCCCUCUCUUCCACACUUGCCUGUCUACUAGCUCUCCAUAAAUGGAAUGUGGGCGACCAGCUUGUGAAUAAAGGUUUAGACUUCAUGGCCUCUAACAUUUGGGCUGCCACUGACAAGCAUCAAUUUUCUCCUCUUGGCUUCGAUAUAAUAUUUUCGGGCAUGAUUGAGCAUGCCAGAGACGCAGGCUUGAAUCUUCCUUUCAACAGCUCUUCAGUAGAGGGAAUGCUUCUCAAGCGAGAUUUGGAAAUUAAAAGAUUCCAAGGCGAGAUAAACGAUCUUGCAUACUAUGCAGAGGGGCUGACCAGAUUAAAUGAUUGGCAGAAGCUAAUGAAACAUCAAAGAAGCAACGGCUCGCUCUUUAAUUCACCAUCUGCAACUGCAGCUGCUCUCAUCCAUCUUCGCGAUGAAAAAUGUUUAGAUUACUUGCACUCACUAGUGAUAAAAUUCGACAAAGCAGUUCCAACCAUUUAUCCACUGGAUAUCUCUCCCCGCCUAGAUAUGAUUGACAGUUUGGCAAAGCUGGGAAUAGAUAGACAUUUCACUGAAGAAACAGCAACCACACUAGAUUAUAUAUACAGAUCCUGGAAGCAACGCAAUGAAGAAAUAUUUUCGGACCCUGGAUGUUGUGCCUUGGCAUUUAGGCUCCUACGAAUGAAUGGCUACGAAAUCUCUUCUGAUGCAUUGAUAAAUUUUGACAAACAAGAGAGUGUUUCAGUUUUAGCGAGUGAAAAUGUCAAGUCAGUCUUAGAGUUAUACAAGGCUUCACAGUUGACAAUAUUUCAUAAUGAACAUGUUCUUGAGAGAAUUUCUUCUUGGACAAGAACCUAUCUUGAAGAGAAGAUAGCGAGUACUGGGGCGAUUCAAUGCAAGAGUUUGCAUAAUGAGGUGGAUUAUGCUCUUAAACACCCAUAUGCAAAUUUGGAAAGAAUUGAAAGCCGUCGUUUUAUACAGAGUUACAAUACAGAUAGCAUUCAACUUCUUAAAUCAUCUUACAGGUGUUUCGAUAUUGAUAAAAGAGAUAUCUUAAGACUUUCAGUUCAAGACUUUAACGAUUGUCAAGCCAUACACCGCAAAGAACUUGAAUAUUUAGAAAGGUGGAUCAGAGAAUACAGUUUGGAAAAAUUGAAGUUUGCAAGACAGAAGAUAUCAUAUGCUUAUUUUUCUAUUGCUGCAGUGCUUUGCCACCCUGAUCUCUCUGAUGCUCGCAUCUCAUGGGCUCAAAACUCUGUUUUAACAACUGUUGUCGAUGAUUUCUUUGACGUUGCUGGUUCCAUGGAGGAACUGCAUAACCUCAUUGAAUUGGUUCAGAGUUGGGAUGAGCACUCAACCGUUGGAUUCAAGUCCAAAGAUGUGGAGAUACUCUUUUAUGCAAUUUACGGCACAACAAACGACCUCGCUGAUAAGGCCAGAAGCCAACAAGGACGAUGGGUCAAAAAACACUUGAUUGAUAUUUGGAUCACUCUGCUCGAUUCUUGGUUGAAAGAAACUGAGUGGGCAAGAAACAAACAAGUGCCAACGAUGUAUGAAUACAUUACAAAUGGAUAUAAAUCAUUUGCCUUAGGUCCUAUUGUUCUCAUAUCACUUUACUUCGUGGGAUCUAAACUCUCUGAGGAAGUUGUCCAAAGCCAGGAGUACAAUGAUCUAUUCAUGCAUCUCAGCAUAAUUGGCCGACUUGUAAAUGAUCGUGUAACUGUUAUGAAAGAUGGUGCACAAGGAAAGUUGAAUGGUGCGGCACUACCAGUAAUACAUGGUCGUGGAGCCAUAACCGAAAAGGAGGCUCAAGAGGAGGUUGCGAGAAUCAUAGAGAGCCAUAGGAGAGCAUUACUGAGAAUGGUGCAACAAACAAAAGGAAGCGUGGUUCCUAAAGCUUGCAAGGAUAUGUUUUGGAAGAUGAGCAAGAUCUUGCACCUCUUCUACAUGGGUGAUGAUGGCUUUUCAAGUCCACGCAAAAUGGUUAGUGCUGUGAAUGCAAUCGUCAAUGAACCAAUCUAUCUACCCACAUACUCAAACUUGGAUUAAGUUGAGGAAUCCAAACGUGGUUUGUACUGGAGAAUAAAAAGUUCAUAAUUCCUUCCCCACAUUGAGAUGUAUUCCAAACGACUCAAAUAAGGAAACAAAACCAGCAAAUAAGGAAACAAAACCAGCAAAUAACGUUGAUAUCUCAACUGAAAAAGAAGCAAAGACUAUCUCAGAUGAAAUGAGACAAAAAAAUCAAUAUCAAAGCAUGAUUUGAUGGUGCUAAAAUUUUGUAAUUUCUGACGUUCUUUUUGUUUUUUUCUUGAUUUUCUUUCCAUUAUUUCUCGUGUAUUAUUGUAUAAAUAACAACCCUUGUUCUCCUGUCGUACACAAGCAAGAAUCAUUUUAUAAUAAACUUGUUUUUCUUCUUGCUAUGAAA
Molecule: messenger RNA, 2757 nt
Organism: Manihot esculenta (cassava)
Lineage: Eukaryota; Viridiplantae; Streptophyta; Magnoliopsida; Malpighiales; Euphorbiaceae
Product: ent-kaurene synthase TSP4, chloroplastic
Exons: 13
Coding region: 33-2381 (782 amino acids)
Biological process (GO): diterpenoid biosynthetic process
Molecular function (GO): terpene synthase activity; magnesium ion binding
Source: RefSeq, a predicted model, not a curated record